AGCAUGCCUACUGAUGCAGAAAUGGCAGAUUUCUAUGAAGUAGCAGUGUCGAUGUUGGCUGACGCAGGUUUUAGUAGGUACGAGGUGUCCAAUUUUGCCAGAAAUGGAGCAGAAAGUACUCACAACAACAGUUACUGGAAUGGAACACAAUAUAUUGGUAUUGGUCCAGGUGCUCAUGGCCGUUUUGUGGCACAGCAGGUGGCAUCUCACAGUCGAGAAGCACGGAUUCAGACUUUAGAACCAGAUGUGUGGAUGAAAGAAGUAGAAUGUUAUGGACAUGGAACCAGAAAAAUCGUAGUUCAGUUCCAGUUAGAAAUGUUAGAAGAAUAUUUAAUGACUGGACUAAGAACUGCCAGAGGGAUAAAUAAUCGGCAAUGGUGUAUAUUUUCUGGUGGAGCCACUCUUACAGAUGUACUGAGUCACUCGGUGCUACUAGAGGAACACGUAAGAAACAAGUUGUUACAGUUUGAUGGAAGGAAUCUUAGAGCGACUGCUGCAGGAAUGAUAGUUGCCGAUAGUCUCACCCUAGACCUUAUUCCUAGUCUCCAAGAGUAUUUUAAUAAACAAUCAUCUCUUAGUCACGGCUCCAAGUUUACUAGAUAGUCACACCCAUGAUGCUGUGCUUACUGUUCAAGAAGAUCUGUAAUGAGAUGAUCUUCUUAAGAACAUAAAUUGAGGUCUUCAGUGUUAAUGUUAACAUUACAGUUUGGUGAAUUGUUUAACAGUAUUCCUUAAGUAAUAACUUCAAGUAUCUUAGUUUUAUAAUGCCUAAAAGUAUAUUUCUGAAUCAAACUCUUCUCAGAAAUGCUUUAAUUGUAACUGGUUAUCCAAAAAUUUGCCAUCUGGUGUCUGUUCAACUUAUAUGUGUAUUAUGUAAUAAAUAUGUUGGAGAUUUACCA
Molecule: messenger RNA, 899 nt
Organism: Limulus polyphemus (Atlantic horseshoe crab)
Lineage: Eukaryota; Metazoa; Arthropoda; Merostomata; Xiphosura; Limulidae
Product: radical S-adenosyl methionine domain-containing protein 1, mitochondrial-like
Exons: 7
Biological process (GO): porphyrin-containing compound biosynthetic process
Cellular component (GO): cytoplasm
Molecular function (GO): 4 iron, 4 sulfur cluster binding
Source: RefSeq, a predicted model, not a curated record